AUGGAGCGUGCGAUUACGGGUCGAAAAAUUGCCAUUGUCGGGGCCAGUGGCCAUCUUGGCAAGCCGACUCUCAAGGCACUACUAUCCAAAGGUGUUCAUACCAUCACCGCAAUUCAGCGCAACGAGUCAACAAGCAACUUUCCAUCGGAAGUACUUGUGAAGAGAGGAUCAUUUGAGGAUGAGUCUUUCCUUGUGGACGCUCUCCGGGGUCAAGAUGCGGUCGUCGUAAUUGUCCCGAUUCCUAAUAUGGAUCUUGGAGACCUAUUUGUACGCGCAGCUGCCAAGGCGGGAGUUCCAUAUAUCCUGCCAACAGAGUUUGGUGUUGAUGCUCCAGAAGUUGAGAAUGAGCAUUCUAUGAUGGCACCAAAAGUAGCGAGACGCAGACUCGUUGAAGAGCUGGGAGUGAGCAGCUGGAUUGCAGUGAUAGUCAACUUUUGGCUGGAUGUGAACAUUCAGAUCGGUCUCUGGGGCAUCGACGUUAAAGACCGAAAGGUGGAAUUGUUUAAGAACGCUGAGGCUAAAGUUUCGACGACGACUGUCUCUCGGUCUGGAGAGGUCAUUGCUGCACUUCUCAGCCUGCCAGAGACAGAGUUGGCUCAGUACAAAAACAAAUCUUACUAUUAUUCAUCUUUUGAGCUCUCGCAGCGAGAUAUCUUUGAAGCUGUUAAGCGGGCCACGGGAACACAGGACGCAGACUGGGAUAUUAGAGAGAGGGAUGCUGCACAGGUGAUUGCAGAAGCUGAGCCGAAGAUACGACAAGGUGAUGGCUACGCAGAGUGGUAUAGACUAUUCGCCAAGUUUUUCCAAGGCUUCAAAGGUGGCAACUACGAAGACAAGGCUAUCGAUCUGGAGAAAUAUGGUCUGCCGAAGGAGAACCUUGAUGUGGUCGUCAAGCAAGCAAUUGCUGAGUUGUAA
Molecule: messenger RNA, 915 nt
Organism: Trichoderma gamsii
Lineage: Eukaryota; Fungi; Ascomycota; Sordariomycetes; Hypocreales; Hypocreaceae
Exons: 1
Coding region: 1-915 (304 amino acids)
Source: RefSeq, a predicted model, not a curated record